Molecule: messenger RNA, 961 nt
Organism: Mercurialis annua (annual mercury)
Lineage: Eukaryota; Viridiplantae; Streptophyta; Magnoliopsida; Malpighiales; Euphorbiaceae
Product: expansin-A4-like
Exons: 3
Coding region: 48-800 (250 amino acids)
Biological process (GO): plant-type cell wall organization
Cellular component (GO): extracellular region
Source: RefSeq, a predicted model, not a curated record
UUAGCUCAUAGUUUAGUGCUUGCAUUUAUACAUAAUAGUAAGAAAUAAUGCAAAGCUUGGUAUUUCUUCACACACUACUUGGAAUCUUAAACUUAUUUUUUCAUGCCACCUGUGCAAGCUACGGUGGCUGGCAGACUGCCCAUGCCACGUUCUAUGGUGGCAGCGAUGCUUCCGGCACAAUGGGAGGAGCAUGUGGAUAUGGAAACAUGUACAGCCAAGGAUAUGGAACUAACACAGCAGCUUUAAGCACAGCUUUGUUCAGCAAUGGAUAUAGUUGUGGUGCCUGCUUUCAAAUACGGUGCCACAAUGAUCCUAAGUGGUGUCUCUCUCGCACCAUUACUGUUACAGCUACAAAUUUCUGUCCUCCUAAUUACGAGCUGCCGACUGAUAAUGGCGGAUGGUGCAAUUCCCCUCGUCAACAUUUUGAUUUAGCAGAGCCUGCUUUCUUGCAAAUUGCUCGUUAUAGUGCCGGAAUAGUUCCCGUCCUCUUCAGAAGGGUACGUUGCGUGAAGAAAGGAGGAGUGAGAUUCACAAUUAAUGGUCAUUCAUAUUUCAACUUGGUGUUGAUAAGUAAUGUGGGAGGUGCAGGGGAUGUCCGGGCGGUGGCGAUCAGAGGAUCAAGAACAGGGUGGCAAACCAUGUCCAGAAACUGGGGCCAAAAUUGGCAGUCCAAUUCAUACCUCAAUGGCCAAACCCUUUCCUUUAGAGUCACCACUAGUGAUGGUAGAACUAUCACCAGCAACAAUGUCGUCCCUUCCAAUUGGCAAUUCGGACAAACUUUCAAAGGCGGUCAAUUCUAGUAAAAUGUAAUUUGCUUCAACUACUGUAAUAUAUAUAAUAUAGCCAUGUCUCGUUUUCUAUGUUAUGCAUACGUUAGCCAACAGGCACCUAAGCUUUCAAGGGCUGAUGUAGUGUACAUGUACAAGGCAAUAACAUUUAUAAAUUGCGAUAAUUAUUUUCA